AUGGCUCCAAAGGCAGAGAAGAAACCAGCAUCCAAGGCUCCAGCUGAGAAGAAGCCAGCCGCCAAGAAGACCGCUUCUUCUGGUGAGGGUAAGAGAAAGACCAAGACCAGAAAGGAGACUUACUCUUCUUACAUCUACAAGGUGUUGAAGCAGACUCACCCAGACACUGGUAUUUCCCAGAAGGCUAUGUCUAUCAUGAACUCUUUCGUCAACGACAUUUUCGAGAGAAUCGCUACCGAGGCUUCCAAGUUGGCUGCUUACAACAAGAAGUCCACCAUUUCCGCUAGAGAGAUCCAGACCGCCGUCAGAUUGAUCUUGCCAGGUGAGUUGGCCAAGCACGCUGUCUCCGAAGGUACCAGAGCUGUUACCAAGUACUCCUCUGCUGCUAACUAA
This is a messenger RNA of Sungouiella intermedia, 393 nucleotides long. The record is from the annotation of a GenBank genome assembly. NCBI's taxonomy places the organism in Eukaryota, Fungi, Ascomycota, Pichiomycetes, Serinales, Metschnikowiaceae.